Octopus sinensis (East Asian common octopus) is the source of this 2499-nucleotide messenger RNA. Its product is annotated as acid phosphatase type 7-like. Gene Ontology annotation, molecular function: metal ion binding; acid phosphatase activity. The transcript has a single exon. Lineage: Eukaryota; Metazoa; Mollusca; Cephalopoda; Octopoda; Octopodidae. The record is from RefSeq and is a predicted model, not a curated record. Bases 86 to 1612 code for a protein of 508 amino acids.
UGAACUUUAUUUGUUAUCCUCCUCGACUUAACAUGUGUCAUUUCAUUUCCCUGUUUUCCGCCGGUUGAUUCUGAGGGAAUACAACAUGUUGGAAAGUCGGUUUUCUCUCUUUUGGUUACUUUUCUUCAUUGAUAUUUCUAUUCAGCAUUCCAUCAUGAAACCAAAAGAAACUUAUAACAGUAUAUCCGAGGUGAGAACAGUUCACAUUUCAUUUGGUAACAAAACAAACCAAAUUUGUAUUUUAUGGUGCUCUACAAACCUUGACUACGAUAAAAACAUUCCACCUCGUGUUAGAUAUGGAUUUGCAAAAAGUCUUCUCUCUCAGAUUUCUAUCGGUAAAACAGUUCAGUUCAACUCGGCAAAGAAAAGAUUUUUUCACCGAGUUGUUUUGUCUAACCUUCUACCCGAGAACACAUAUUACUAUCAGAUCAUACGCCAGAAUAAAUCUAAUUCAUACCUUGAUCCAAUCGAAUCGUUCACAGUACCGCAAUCACCUACUUCAAGUAGUAUUACACAAUCUUUUCUUGUAUUCGCUGACAUGGGUACGCGUUCGGGGGGCAUACCGUAUGUUGUCCAAGAAUCUAUAAACAACAGGUACACUUCGAUUUUUCACAUUGGGGACAUUGCUUAUAACCUAGCAUCAAAUGAUGGCAUCGUUGGAGACAUAUUUUUAUCUAAACUUAAAAAUAUGGUCUCUCGUAUCCCGUACCUCACUGUACCGGGCGAUCAUGAAUCAUUUGACAAUUAUGAACAUUAUCGACAUCGAUUUUCAGUUCCGAACCAAGAUUGGCCAGCAUUAAGUAAUCAACUCUGGUACAGUUUAGAUAUUGGUGUUGUUCAUGUAAUUUCUUUAGAAACAGAACAUUUUAUGAGAAAUGAUCUUGCAAUGAAGGACCAACUAGAUUGGCUGAAAAAUGAUUUGAUUAAAGCGAAUGCAAAUCGGGAACAAGUACCUUGGAUCUUUGUUCUUGCGCAUAGACCUCUGUAUUGCUCUGCUGAGAAUUUGAUGGAAGAUUGUGCUUCAGACAAUUCAAAAGUUCGGGCCGCUCUUGAAAAGAUUUUAUUUACAUAUGGAGUUGAUCUCAUUCUCAGUGGACAUGAACAUUGUUAUGAAAGAACAUGGCCUAUUUAUCAAAAACGAGUUCUGGCUUAUAAUUAUAAAGAUGCCCCAGGUCCUGUUCAUAUUGUGAUAGGAACAUUUGGUUAUAACUAUAUCGUUGAUUCUAUUUCAUCAUUUCGUGAACAUUGGUCAGCUUUUGCAACUACACAGCAUAAAAAAGAAUCAUUUGGACGUUUGAAUGUUUUCAACAAGAGUCAUGUCUUCUGGGAAGUCUUUUAUGUUAAUAAUAAUCAGCUAAUGGACCGAAUGUGGUUGAUAAAAUCAAAACACGGUCCAUAUAGUUUGAAAGGUAUAUUUCCAGAUAAAUCAGUGUACGCAGCCAGGCAUAUGAGUUUAGAAGAACUGAACAAUCUUUCUCAAACUGGAGCAUAUUCAGAGAAAGUUCGUACUUACAUUUUGUACAUAUUCAUGGCAUCUGGCUUCCUGCUUCUAUACCUCACAAAGAAGCACAUAUAUGUAUUUUGCACGAAAAAGUUAACAAACCGCAUAUAAUGAUGCGUUGAGCUUCAACAUACAGAAAACGAAUUUAAAAAAAAAAAAUUUUGUCAGGAAGAAGAGGCUGUUGUUCCCACAGCCUUUGGAAGCUUUCUGAGACCGGUGAGAUCUGUUUAGGAAGUGGAUCAAGGAUCUUUAGGUAUUGUUUUUCUGGGUAUAAGUUAAUUUUUAAAAUUUUGUUGUGUACGAUAGAAUUGUUUGAGUGAUCAAAAAUGUCAUUGAUCUCAUGUUUGGAAUUUAAAAACAAAAUUAUGAAAUGAUACUAUUUCUAAAUUCAGGUUAUCAUUUUUUGUUCAGUAGACAUUCAGCUAUAAUCAUUGUUGAAGAAAAUCAUUAUGGCAUCAAUAUUUUUGUCUGAACUAAGAAAUACGAUUUUUUGUAUCAUGAAAUGUUUGAUAGUUAUUAAUAUUAUCAUUAUUUUUUUCUCAGCUCCAAGCCAAAAUUGGCCAACAAUGAAUCAGUUGGCAGAGUUUCUAAAUUGAUGAUGUCUGUGAUUUCUUAAGUAUUAGAACACUAUAUGACAUGUUUUGAUACCAGAUAUUCUUCAAGGUUUUCAUUUUCUAACUGUUGUUUCCAUAAAUUAUGUUUGCAAGACAAUUCUCUUUCAGUACUAAUCCUCUUGAGCUAUCUUUCCUAUAAAAUUUAAGAUAGAUAUUUUAAAGAAUUUACAUCUUUCCUUAUUGUUUUGUUUUAUCCAACUCAGUGACAUGAAUUGAUUUUUAUGCCUAAUUUGUUCAUACUGCUGUCAGUUGGAUAGGUAUGCAAAUUCAGAUAUAGGCAUGGAUGUAUGCAGCAUUUAUUAAAUACAUAGAUGUCUUCCUAUAAAAACCACUCUCAAAUCUAGAUUGAUUUUACUAUCUUAGUAGAUUGAAACAAAAAAAAAA